GGACGACAAAGGACAAGCCGAAGUGCCAGAGCCCAGAAUCGACCAGUGCGUGACUCAACUCCCUGCGCCUUUUUCCAAUCUCGCCCGGAGUAACAUUGAGAGGCCUUCUUCCCAUGUGCGUCAAUUGACUGGAGCCUGCCUGGCUAUUCUGUACGGAGUACUGCCCAAGACAGCCUGAAGUGCUCCCUUGAAACUUCCAGAACGUCAACCCAGGUAUUCGCUGCUAUUGCUGACAUCGAGGGAGCUAAGACCGAUCUUUACCCACACAAAUCCUCACGACACCAAUCACGCCCACUGUACCAGUCCGGGUAUCUGUCAGCAUCGCAGUUUAAGGUUGAUGGGUGUAUCGAUAUGACUUUUGCUACAUCAGCCUACUGAACGAGCGUCAUCUUGUGCAUAUUCAGGGUCGCUGCAGAUUCAUUCACUCCGUGUGACGACCUCUUUAGAGACACCUCUUACGCCUUCGACCGCAUCUCGGCCAUCGUAUACCACUGCUCCGGCUUCGGCCCAAUCGCAAUGAGCAAUUCCACCUCCCCAUACAAUGACGCCCAUGCCAUGGGCUCCGAUCACACUCAGGGUCCACCGCGAAAGAAGAUGCGCAAAGGAACGAAGAGUUGUUUAGAAUGCAGGCGCAGAAAGAUCAAGUGUAACUUCGAGCCCGGAAGACCGGCAGUAUGCAAUGAAUGCUAUGCCCGUGGCUCUGCCUGUAUCGAUCAAGAACACGGGGACAUACACUCGUACACGCAGACAAGUGUAGAACAGUCGAACUAUAGUUUGCGCGAAAGGGUAUCACAACUCGAAGACCUGGUCAAACAGGUACUACAUCGGCUGCCCGAGAAAGGAGAAAACCCCUCUGGAUCGCAGUCCCAUACAGACGCCGACAAGAGCCAUGUUGACGCACAGGCUGCCGAGGUAUUGAAAAGUCUGAAGAGUUCAUUCCGCCAAGUCGAAGCAAACGUCGAAGAGUCGAUACUUUUACCUGGUGGUGUCCGAGAUGGUGCUCCGGCGCUGACUUUAUUCGACAAUGCCGUUCUUGAAAGAAAGGACAGCCAGCCUGUAGUGUCGAGAGAAAAGUACAACAAGAACAAGGCCCUGCUUGCUGCGUUACACAAGUUACUACCCUCGCCCCAUGAUCUGGAGAUCAUCCUCGAAUCUUCUCACGAAUGGUGGACGAUAUGGCGUAAAAUGUUCCCCGAGAUCAGCGACAGUCGAUGCGAAACGAUCAAGGAGUCCGUUUCGCAUUCCUUACGAUCUGACCAGCCGGCUGAGUUGGCCAAGAUCAUGCUUUGUAUUGCCAUCGGAAUCCAUCAACUCCCAGGUUCUUUCGAUUGGUCCAGGCUGCAGACAAAGGAAGAGCCAGCGGCUCUGAUGGAACGGUACAUCGCUACUGUCAACAAGCUCAUCACGUCUGAUGAUGAAAUUGCGGCUACGAUUGACGGCAUUGAAUGUAUGUUACUGGAGGCCAAAUAUCAGAUCAACAUGGGCCGUCCAAGGCGUGCGUGGCUGUUGUUCCAUCGAGCGAUUGCAUUUGCCCAAUUGCUUGGGCUGCACAAAUUGCCAGCUCGCGUGGAUAAGACAUCUCGCGACUACCAGCGGUCCUUUAGCAUCUGGUCCCAUUUGAUCCUCGGGGACAGAUUCAUGUCGCUGUUUCUUGGACUGCCGUACUCUGUUGCAGAACAGUUUGUCACUCCCUUUAUCCCAGGAAAUGGACCAUUCCCCGGAAAUGCCAGUGCUGGCGAACUUUACGUUGCAAAGAUGAUGCCGGUCAUCACCAAGAUUAAUGACCGGAAUCAGAGCGUCGUUCCGAUGGGCUACUCUGCCACAUUAAGACUCGACCAAGAAUUGGAAGAGUUGCAUAGUGCGCAGGAUCCCUCCUGGUGGUCGCUUGAAAUGAUUCCCGGAGAUGUGAUCGACGACCAUUUCGACCGAUUACAAGCCCAUUUUUAUCACCAUCAGGCACGGUUGCUUCUUCAUAUGCCGUUCAUGCUUCGAUCCUCGUCUGACAAAAGAUACCAGUAUUCGCACAGUGCUGCCCUUGAAGCGGCGCGAGAGAUGAUUCGGAUUUACGGGGCGCUGCGGAAUAAUCCAGCUGUAGGCCCCUUUAUCUGCAAAUUAGUGGACUUCCAGGCUUUCACGUCCGCCAUGCUCUUACUGCUCAACCUCUGUGGCUAUUCACAGCAACACCGCGGUAGUAACUCUCAACCACCGGACCUCGAGCAAGACCAGAGAGAUUCUGAACUCAUUGACCAGACGAUAGGCCUGCUCAAGGAUGCCACCCAAGAAGGUGGAGGAGUUGUUGCUGCACAAAGCGCUCAAGCCCUUGAGAUGCUUGCUCGUGCUCGACAUUGCUCAGAAUCAGACAUCAAAGAUCGUCCUGCUGGAACCUGUCAAGUUUCCAUUCCGUAUUUCGGCACAAUAUCAAUCGGCAUGGGCAAGCAGUUCAUUCCCAUCAAGCCUGGAACGUAUGUUCAACGUUCAUCUAAUUCUACUGUAACUGUUCCGACGAGGGGAGCCCCCAACACAGGGUUACCCACUCCUCCAUCCAUCACUUCGAGCAGCACGCAGCCAUCUCCCAUCACCACUACCAUCGACAAUCCUCACCUGCAGCCCCCUCAAGCGCACAGACUACCAGUAUACGAGUCCACAGACUUCAUAGCCCCCGGGCUUGACCAAAAUUGGCCUCAAGGCGACGACCCUUUGGUUACAUUCGAUAGCUUCAUGUCUUUCGCACCUCAGAAUAUGCAAGACUAUCCGUCUGCUGGUGGCACUGCAACCAGCAGUUCAGGUUUCACUCCACAACAACAAUCUCAAAGUCCAUAUACCGAUGCUGUCACCAAUUUCGACACUGGAAUAGGCACUGGUGGCCUAGCAAGUAUAGCCGCUCAGCAAGGCUUUCCUUUCGUCAACUACCCCUUUGGUCAGAGUGGCCCUGACCUUGAUCAAGGCUGGAAUUGGUUCGGCGUCGAUGCACCACUCAUGCAGUGAACUCGCCUCUCUCCGGUGACCACCAUCGGCCUUGGGAAAUGCUGUGACGUGGCCCUUGAGCUUCGGGCCACCAAGCAAUAAUCGACAAAUAAAAGCCUGUGACUUGUCCGGAGCUGGCGGCGACUCUCCGGGGUCGGAUUGGCCAAUACCAGGGGUCACCUUUUGAGACAGCUUCCCGGAAAGACCACCAACCGACAUCCGGUCGAAUCAUCGACCUGUCGGCGGGAGGCUUCCGUACUUUCCCAGCGGACGUAUCGAGGCCUUUUCCGGACGAACUCUCGCGCUCGGUUCGGUGUUUGAAUCCUGCUGUCGUGUUUGGUGUUUCGGCUAUACUAAUAUUAGGGGUUAUUCAAGACGAAUACUCGGUAUGAUUGUGACGAGAAUGGCGCUGCUCGUCGCGUGACUGCCCAACGAUGUUUAUGUCAAAGGGUCCGAGCCUGGUUUUGUCUCCCUCUUCAUACAUAAGAUGCUGGUCGGCCAUGAAAGAUGUAUGUUGGAUGAUCAAAAAAAAGGGCGAUUUGAUUAUUGAAUACAUGGUCUUGUAUUAGGUACUUCUUUUGUAGCAUAUGUGUGUACUGUACGACACCACCUUGGAGGCUUGUGGGAGGACUCUCUCGGUCAUCCAGAAUUUUGAAAAAGUACUUUUUUCGGAUGGGCAUUCUCUCUGAUAGAACGAUGUUUGCCUGUAUCCGGCAGGACAUGAUGAACACGAGUAACUACGUAAGCUGUCUUUGCAGUUUCUCAUGCUCGCGCCGCGCGUGUUCUAUGCUGUAUACCUACUUGGGUGUUAUAUGGUCCUAGACGUUUCCUCUAUGGGACUUUUUCUUUUCAACUUCUUCCAUGACGACAGAACUCGGAACAGGCUAUAUUUAUUUGUAUUGCGUCUCGUAUUUUUGUUUCUCAUAUUCAUUGACCAAGUUGGUGUAUAUAUGGGUGUAUCUAUAUCAUACGCGUUUCGUUCUUCGUGCCCACAAGGUACGUGGUACGUGGUAUGUAGGUGUGGGGGUGUAUGUGUGUG
This is a messenger RNA of Exophiala oligosperma, 4003 nucleotides long. RefSeq lists its product as uncharacterized. NCBI's taxonomy places the organism in Eukaryota, Fungi, Ascomycota, Eurotiomycetes, Chaetothyriales, Herpotrichiellaceae. The record is from RefSeq and is a predicted model, not a curated record. Bases 517 to 2985 code for a protein of 822 amino acids. Gene Ontology annotation, molecular function: DNA binding; zinc ion binding; DNA-binding transcription factor activity, RNA polymerase II-specific. Gene Ontology annotation, biological process: DNA-templated transcription; regulation of DNA-templated transcription. The transcript has a single exon.